AUGUCUGCCUCUACUAAAAAAAUACAAAGAUAUCGUUCUCGUCAAAGACUAGCAGCUAUCAGCUUUUUAUCAAAUAUAUCAUUAGAUGGAACAUACAACGAUACAAAGUUUGCCUCAUUUAACCAGAAACACCAUAGAUUAAAAGACGACAUUUCUUGUAAAUCAAAAGAAAAUGUUGAAGAUCAAUCCGCAAAAGAAUCAAAUGCUGGAACUUUGCCAACAGAACCGCAAUCGCCUAGUCUAUUAUUUUUAUUUAAUAAAUAUGCUGGCAGUCCCAGACUUAACAGGGCUGCAACAAUAUCUGGUGAUGAUAAUGUGUCAGAGUAUCUCAUUCGUCAUCACAAUCAGCUAGAAUUACCUACUACUGCUUAUCAGAAUCAAGACAUUGCAACAACAGAACCAAGGAGUCGCCAUCCAUCCAAUUCACUUUCGAACUCUAGUGAAUCCAGCGUCAAAGAUGUCCACUUCUUGACCCAUGGUUCACUGCAACGUGCUAGAAAUGGAAGAGUUCUUAUUGUCUCAAGCACCAAAGUCCCAGUUGUCAUAUAUUCUGUGCUGUCAUACAACAACAGGACAGAGUCCGAGGACUCUCGGAUACGUCGACAUUCCGGUCACUCCGGCUCGCGGUCCAUUUCCUCACAGGAGUGUCUGCUGUCCAUCGGUCUCCAUGCCCUGGCCAAGGUCGAGGAUGGACAGGAUGUCUCAUACAAGGAAUUCCUUGUACCGUCCAACUCUAAAGGUAUAAAAAGAAUGAACUCAGACUCUACUUCAUACAUCAGUGGAGAUAUGUCUUUAUAUUCAGGACCAGAAGACGUUGUUGAACUGUAUGAUCCUAACCUCUUAGAUGAUCCAGAACUACAGUCGGGUAGCUAUCGGACUCUGAUGACCUUCUCGUCAUAUGUGACAUCAGUUAUCGAUUAUGUGAAACCUUCUAAUCUAAAAAAGGAACUCAAUGAAAAAUUUAAGGAAAGGUUUCCCAAUAUACAGUUAACCCUUUCCAAGCUCAGAAGUCUUAAGAAGGAACUUUGGCAAAUUGCAACAAAGUGUCGAUCAGGUAUCUGGACUGUUGCUCAGGCAUACGUUUUCUUUGAGAAACUCAUCAUUAAGCAACAAAUAAACAAACAAAAUCGAAAGUUGUGUGCAGGAGCCUGCCUUAUUUUGUCUGCCAAACUCAAUGACGUGAAGGGUACAGAACUCUCCAAAUUAAUUGAGCAAAUUGAAGAUACAUUUCGUCUGCACAGAAAAGAACUGUUAUCAUUCGAGUUUGCUUGUCUGGUGACUUUAGAAUUCUCUUUGCACAUCCCCGACACUGAGGUUUAUCCACAUUACCAGCGCCUCGUGUAUCGUUCCUGACCAGACGUGUAUCCCCAUUACCAACAUCUUGUGUCCUGUUCACGACUAAAGACAUCAUCCCAAUGAGUAUCUCUCAUAUAGUUCAUCACCUAGAAGGAUGUCCCCACUGCCAGCUUCUUGUGUCCUGUUCACGACUAAAGACAUCAUCCCAAUGAGUAUCUCUCAUAUAGUUCAUCACCUAGAAGGAUGUCCCCAUUGCCUGUUCACGACUAAAGACAUCAUCCCAAUGAGUAUCUCUCGUAUAGUUCAUCACCUAGAAGGAUGUCCCCAAUGCCAGCUUCUUGUGUAUUGUUCACGACUAAAGACAUCAUCCCAAUGAGUAUCUCUCGUAUAGUUCAUCACCUAGAAGGAUGUCCCCAUUGCCAGCUUCUUGUGUCCUGUUCACGACUAAAGACAUCAUCCCAAUGAGUAUCUCUCGUAUAGUUCAUCACCUAGAAGGAUGUCCCCAUUACCAGCAUCUUGUUCUCGACUACAGACUAUAUCCCUGUUAUCAGUAUCUUGUGGAUAGAUACUGACUAACAAGUAAAUCCCCAUUAGCACCAGCUUAUCUAUCAAUUGUGUUCUGAAGGUAUAAUAUAAUUACCACAGCCUUUUGGUCCUAACUUGGAACAAUUUCUCCAUUACCAGCAUCUUGUGUUAUUUGUAACUUGAAAGUAUAUCCCUAUCUGACCUGAAAAUAUAUUAGCAGUACUCUUUUUAUUGUCUCGGAUCCAGAAGUAUAUAUCCCCAUUUGCAUCAUCUAGUAUAUUUACUCUGGCCUAGAAGUAUGGCCGCAAUAUGGCUCUUGAAUUGUUUACUGCUCGGGCCAAUGGAAACUGUGGUUGAUAUAUAUUCUAUGUUAAGACCAUCACUCUGUGUUUGGUGGAUCAAGUUCAGUUUUAUCUCAUGCACAUGUUAUUAGGAUCAUCACCAUUUUGCCUGGUGGAUCACUAUCGAUUUUAUCAUUAUGUGCAGACCAAACACACACGUUCCGUUUGACAGUGAAUAUAUCGUACAUUUUACAAUAACAAAGCACCAGAAUCUGCCUUUCCUGCAACGAUGCAUAAAAAGAUAAUUUUUCUUGAAUCAUCUCAUCAGAUGCUGGAAUAUAAAAUGUCAGUAAUCCAUUGCUAAAUUAUGGCUGGGGAACAUGAAGAAUUCUGUAAUCCAGAUCAUUUCAUUGAAGAUUUCUUUUUACAAAUAGUGUCUGUUAUGUUGUUGGGAGCAAGGUGUCAUUCACAUGGAUCUCAGCAGAGAUGUAAUCACUGUUAACAUUUGUAUUACAUGGUAAAGAUGGAAUGCCAGGCAGCAGUCAUGUACAGAAGAACAUACAUGUUUUAUCAGGUUAUGGCAGCUACUAAUUGCAAGUUUUAAAUGAACAUACAGAAAAUGUGACUGAUAUGGUUUUGUCUUUCUUUAAUGAUUGAAACAAUAAUACUGUUUUAUUAAGUCCAAAACAUAAAACAUGUAUUUGAAAUCACUUGGGUUGCUGAUAAUGGCAAGAACAAGCUUGUUGGGACCAUAAUACUGUUUUGUUAAGACCAAAACGUACAUGUAUUUAAAAUCACUUUGAUUGCUGAUAAUGGUAAGAUCAAGCUUGUGGGGACUAGACACUAGUUUGGAUAUUUAAGACAGGAUCACUGUUCUAGUGAAGACUUGGUUCACAUGGGAGAGAAAGGAUUCACUGAGAAAAGACUGUACACGAUGAUGAACUCAUACAGAUAGUGGAGAGACAAGCUGUGACUUGAAUGACAAAAAAACCCUAACAAGAGUACUGGUGAAGUACAUGAUAUGCCUGUCAAAAGUAGGAGGUGGUGACCUAGUUAUGGUAUGCAUCAAACCGCCAUUCCUAAGUUAGAUGAUCGUAUAUGAAUUGAUAACUAAGGAUGAUGUGAACCGGACAAGGAUUUCCUUUACUGUGCAGUAAUUAGUGAAAAGUAGGAUGUGGUGACCUAGUUAUGGUAUGCAAUAUACUGCCAUCCCAAACUGUACUUUAAUGCACAGUUUGAUGAUCCUAUAUGAAUUGAUAAGGAAGAUAUGUUCCAGAAACGUGCAUAUAAAUAGGUGGUGAUGCUAGCAGUGACACGGUGUAAGAACAAAGGGCAUGUAUCGAAAAAUUUGCUUUGAUACAGGGAAUGUAUUCCUCACAGUUACACAAAAGCAAGAACAUCGGCUUAAACACAUUCCGAUUCUCUGAUUCAACACUACCUUGCCUGCUGAUGUGACUAGAACAAAUGUUCACCCAUUUGCGAAUGCAGUUUCGAUACUGUCCACUAGCAGGGUGGAAAGUAAAGAUGAAUUGGGUAGGACAGUUGUUGGAGAUGUUAAGGACCAUUAUCCUGCAUCCAUUGAUCUAUGUGAUAUUCUUAACAUGUUUUUAAAAAAAUGCAUUAAUCCAGGUUGUAUCUUUUACAAAAUCAUUCAUUUUAUUCUUGGAUUUGUAGCUGUUUAGUCUACUACCAAGGCCAUGUAUUUUCAUCCUAACCAGCCCCAAAGAUAAAUGCCUGCUCCCAUUUUCAAAGUAAAAUCUAUAUGUAUUACUUUUCCGACAUUGGCAGCAAUGAUGACAUCAACUUUUACAUUAAAAUGCAAGUGAAAAGAAUUUUUAAAAAACAAUUUGUUGUUGAGAUGAACAUGUUAUGGAUGCAACUGUCGAAGAAUCCGAAUAUAUACCAGUCGUGGUGCACUAGCUGGAACGAGAAAUAGCCCAAUGGGACCACUGAUGGGGAUCGAUCCCAGACCAACCACGCAUUAAGUGAGCGCUUUACCACUGGGCUAUGUCCU
Molecule: messenger RNA, 4116 nt
Organism: Gigantopelta aegis
Lineage: Eukaryota; Metazoa; Mollusca; Gastropoda; Neomphalida; Peltospiridae
Product: CDK5 and ABL1 enzyme substrate 1-like
Exons: 12
Coding region: 1-1353 (450 amino acids)
Biological process (GO): regulation of cell cycle
Source: RefSeq, a predicted model, not a curated record